GCUAGCAGCUGCGAGGAUAUUACUUUACCUAUGUGUCGUGGCUUGGUUCCAUAUAGCCAAACUCUUUUACCAAAUGAAUUUGGACACACAACACAGAGGCAGGUUUACCGGGCACUGGAAUAUUUAUGGCCAUUUAUGGACAUCGGUUGCAGUCGGAAUUUUAGAGUGAUGGCGUGUGGAUUGUAUCUUCCCAAGUGUCCAACUGGAGGUCAGAGAAUGGGAUUUAAACCUUGCAGAGAAACUUGCAAAAAGGCCAGACGAUGCAGGCGGAGGUUAACAGAACUGCAAUCGACCUGGCCAAGAGAAUUUAAAUGCCCUAAACUCAAACCGAAAAGUUCUGGAAAAUGUAUUGAACCA
Lottia gigantea (owl limpet) is the source of this 357-nucleotide messenger RNA. RefSeq lists its product as hypothetical. The record is from RefSeq and is a predicted model, not a curated record. Gene Ontology annotation, biological process: canonical Wnt signaling pathway; non-canonical Wnt signaling pathway. Gene Ontology annotation, molecular function: Wnt receptor activity; Wnt-protein binding. NCBI's taxonomy places the organism in Eukaryota, Metazoa, Mollusca, Gastropoda, Lottiidae. The annotation marks the transcript as partial. The transcript has a single exon. Gene Ontology annotation, cellular component: plasma membrane.